AAAAAAUAUAAGGUGAAUUCCUUCCCUUCCCCACUUCGCACCUUGCUCUCGUCCGGCCUACGUUUCUUGAAGCACAAUUUUUCUCUCUUGCUGCGUUUUCGUCUUUGAUCAGUAACAAUGUCUCGAAGAUAUGAUAGCCGUACUACAAUCUUUUCUCCUGAAGGCCGCCUUUACCAGGUUGAAUAUGCAAUGGAGGCUAUUGGAAAUGCAGGGAGUGCUAUUGGAAUUUUAGCUAAAGAUGGAGUUGUAUUAGUUGGUGAAAAGAAAGUCAUAUCCAAACUGCUCGAAACCUCUGGGUCAGUGGAGAAGAUGUACAAGAUUGAUGACCAUGUAGCAUGUGCCGUGGCAGGAAUCAUGUCUGAUGCCAACAUUCUGAUCAACACAGCAAGGCUCCAGGCUCAGCGGUAUGCUUAUGCUUACCAAGAGCCAAUGCCAGUCGAACAGCUAGUUCAGUCUUUAUGUGACACCAAACAAGGCUACACACAGUUUGGUGGUCUUCGCCCCUUUGGUGUUUCAUUCCUCUUUGCAGGCUGGGACAAGAAUUUUGGGUUUCAGCUCUACAUGAGCGACCCCAGUGGGAAUUAUGCAGGUUGGAAGGCUGCGGCAAUUGGAGCUAAUAACCAAGCGGCACAAUCGAUACUCAAGCAGGAUUACAAAGAUGAGAUCACUAGAGAAGAGGCUGUGCAGCUUGCUCUUAAGGUACUCAGCAAAACAAUGGAUAGCACAAGCCUUAACUCAGAGAAACUUGAACUUGCUGAGAUAUUUUUGUCUUCUGGGAAAGUGAAGUUCCAGAUAUGCCCAGCGGACAACCUCAACAAGUUGUUGGUGAAGUCGGGAUUGACCCAAGCAACUGCAGAAGCUUAACUACUACUUAAUCUUAUCUACAGACUCAUGCUGUGCUCUUAUCUCUCUCUCAAUUCAUUGCCUGUUUAUGGAAGCAUUUAUUGUGUGCCUUAUUUUGCUGAUGAUGCUUGAGGGAGGAUAUCUGAAUUUUAAGUUUCAUUUCUUCUAUCAGAAACAUCAUACUUUGGUUGUGAAA
Messenger RNA from Andrographis paniculata, 1039 nucleotides. Its product is annotated as proteasome subunit alpha type-4. Gene Ontology annotation, biological process: ubiquitin-dependent protein catabolic process. The record is from RefSeq and is a predicted model, not a curated record. The transcript is spliced from 2 exons. The coding region runs from base 118 to 864 and encodes 248 amino acids. Lineage: Eukaryota; Viridiplantae; Streptophyta; Magnoliopsida; Lamiales; Acanthaceae. Gene Ontology annotation, cellular component: proteasome core complex; cytosol; proteasome core complex, alpha-subunit complex.